This is a messenger RNA of Penicillium expansum, 1014 nucleotides long. RefSeq lists its product as uncharacterized. The record is from RefSeq and is a predicted model, not a curated record. NCBI's taxonomy places the organism in Eukaryota, Fungi, Ascomycota, Eurotiomycetes, Eurotiales, Aspergillaceae. Bases 1 to 1014 code for a protein of 337 amino acids. The transcript has a single exon.
AUGAUCGAGGCCCACAACUUAUCUACCCCAACACCCGUCUACGGCCUGCCUAUAAGCGGCGAUGAAAGACGAGACUUCGAAGGCGUAGGUGGAUGGCGCUCGUACCGAGCAUCCAAAACACGCAGCUCGCAUAGUGCGCACGAGAAAUCCACAAGCUCGACCUCUUCGUCUUCAACACAUAGCACCGGCGACGUCGAUGCAGACGAAGACAUCGACGCAGACGAGCGAGCCUGGCUUUCUUUAAACAAUCGUCUCGAGCUCCCCUCACAGCUCGUCACGCUAUGCACAAGUGUCCACUCCGGAAGCACCCUGAACAGCCCCGAAAGCGCCGACUGGCGCAAUGGCCGCAGCAAUUUCCAAUCGCUGACAGGAGCAACGGGCUCACAGGACAUCUACCGGGAGAAACAACAUGACGGGUCAAGACACCACCACCGUUCGCUCACGACAUCCUCACUAACGACCUCUGACCGACACACGGGAACGGGUCUCUCCCUAGCGCUGUCAACCAGGCCUGAUAACACAGCUGUUCAUUCGAGGGAGUACGGCCAAUCGAUGUCGUCGUCAACGGCACGACUCACGGCCCCGUUCGUGACGCCGCAGCCACACGCGAGACUCGAUUCGAACCCGCCUGCCCAGUCGAGGGCUCUCCCGCGCGCUUUCCAUGCUAGCGGUGCACCGUUCACGAGCUCAUAUCUCUCCAGCUUCGGGGAUGGGCUGGGCCACAGUUUCGGGAGCAAUGGUAGUGGCGGAAGCUUUGCGAACGGAAGUGGGGGUGGGUACUUUUCUUUGAGACGGCCUGGGUCCUCUGGUAGCCAUAUUUACUCUGGAAGAGUUAGCCCUAGUACUAGUGGAUAUACUACCCCCGCGGUUGGUCCGUCGACCGAAGAGCGUGAUGCUCCAUCGGUGGGAUUAGCGCGUUUGAUGGCGCAUUAUCCCACUAGCCCUAGGCAUCGGAGACAAAGUAUCUCUGGGCUGAAUUCGAAGGGGCUGGCUUCUGGGGAUCGAGUUGGAUAA